AGCCAAAACCCCGCAACUAUCGACUCCCGAUGCAUCGACACAUAUAUAUUCUGCUGCUGGUGGCCAUUGUUCUCGUUUCAAGCACCAAUGCAACGUUGACCAGCCCAGAGCCGAAACACGUCCAAGCUACGAGACGGCUCAGAGGUGCCCCCAAGACUGGAGAAAUCGACAGGAGCGCCACGCAUUCACAGGACACGAAGCUGGACUCUGGUGCAAAACUGACCAGCAAGUUGAAGCGUGUCAAAGUCCCCGCAGUCACGAUGGAGAACGAGAUGUGGAACAAGCUACUGACUCCCUUGUUUAAGGAGUUCUUCGCGAAAGAGGUCCACCCGCGGAGAGCUCCCAAAUUCCUGUCAGCCGUUAAAUCUCGAGAGGUAAGAGACGACAUUGCCGACCUGUACAAGUUCUGGUAUAGGAUACGUCUAGCGUAGAUGUUGCCAAAUCGCAUGCCAGGUA
Molecule: messenger RNA, 456 nt
Organism: Phytophthora sojae
Lineage: Eukaryota; Oomycota; Peronosporomycetes; Peronosporales; Peronosporaceae
Exons: 1
Coding region: 30-431 (133 amino acids)
Source: RefSeq, a predicted model, not a curated record